Adineta steineri is the source of this 1641-nucleotide messenger RNA. The record is from the annotation of a GenBank genome assembly. NCBI's taxonomy places the organism in Eukaryota, Metazoa, Rotifera, Eurotatoria, Adinetida, Adinetidae.
AUGACUACACAUCAUAUUGGUUUAGCUUUUGCUUUAAUCGGAGAUCUAUUUCCGGAUGGAACAUCAAAAGAAGUUGCAUCAUAUCUUAAUCGUAAAGGUCCAUUACCAUUUGGUGCUAUAGUUCGUGAAGUCAAUCUUUCAGCAGUCAAUAUUGCACGAUCUAUAGCAACAUUAGCUAUGCAUGAUCUAAUCGAAUGUUCUAGUGAUAAUCGUUCAGAUUCUAAACGUGUUCUAUAUGCCUUCAGUCUUCAACGAGCAUUAUAUAUUUUACAUUAUGCAAAAUGUAUUCAUUGUGCUAGACAAUUAUAUGGUUUUGAUGGUGAAUUAAUAAUUGAAGAACUUUUAUUAAAUGGUAAACAACGUAUGAGUACAUUAUUAAUUAAAGUAUAUGAACGUUUAAUAAAAGCUGGCAAAGAUCCAACAGUUCAUAGUUUACAAUCAAUAAAAGAAACAUUUAAAUCAUUAGUUUCUGCACAUUUUCUACAACGUAUUCUAAUCGAUGAAACUAAACCACAUAUUCCAAUAACAAUCGAAGAAACAUCAACAAAUCUAGUACAAAUACCAGAAUUAACACCAGAAGGAUGGAAAUAUCUAAUAUCAAAUCAACAAGAAGAAUCAAGUGAACCAGCAGCAAAGAAAAUUAAAGUACCUACACCAACAUUUGGUGAUGAGAAAAUCUUCUGGAAAGUUAAUUUUCAACGUUUUUUUGCUCAUUUACGUGAUCAAGAACUUAUCCACGCAUUUACAAGUCGAAUCGAUUCAAAUGCUGGAGAAAUUGUUCGAACAAUGCUUCGUUUAGCUGAAAUCAAACCAAAUCCAGAACGAACUAUAUCUAUAUCAUUUAUUGAAAUUGCAAAAACAAUAUCAGCAGCUGGUUUACAAUUAACCGAUGAAACAUUACAAAAAUAUAUGAAUGUUAUUACUAGUGAUGUGAAUAAUUGUAUUAUAAAAAUUGGUGAUCAAGGAAGAGGAACAUAUGAAGUAGAUUUUCAAAAAGCAUUAAGUGGUUUAACUAAAGCUCAUAUACAAUCAUUUCUAAGAGAAAGAUAUGGUUCCAAUGCAUUAAGAAUUUAUAAUAUGCUUGAAGAACGUGGGUGUUUAUCACAAAAACAAAUUGAAGAUAUGGCAAUGAUUAAUGCAAAAGAAGCACAACAAUAUGUUUAUUCAAUGUUCAUUGAUGGAAUGUUGUCAUUAGAGGAAUUAUCAAAAGCAAAUGAUUUUAAUCCAACUCGAACAUUUUAUUUCUUUCGUGUAAAUUUAUACAAUGGAGUUUUAUCAUUACUUGAUCAUUCUUAUAAAACAAUGUCCAAUUUAAUGCAACGUCAUCAAUUCGAAAAAGAACGUCAUAGAAAAUUAAUCGAUAAACGUGAUAAAGUCGAAGCAAUUAUUCAUAGUCUGCGAGAACAAAAUGCAGAUGAUGAACAAAUUAAAGAAGUAGAAGAUAUUUUAUCACCUAUUGAAAAAGAACAAAUACAAAAACUUGAUGCUGCCUUUCGAAAGAUUGAACUUGCUCAACUUCAACUUACAGAAACUAUUCUUCUACUUGAAAUGUUUCUAUCCAUAUCAAAGAGCGUCGCACCAGCGCAAAAGAAAACUGGUGGUAGAGCCGUUGCUGCAAAAUUAUUGGAAACAAGAUCUUAA